This is a messenger RNA of Mollisia scopiformis, 1161 nucleotides long. Its product is annotated as acid protease. Gene Ontology annotation, biological process: proteolysis. The transcript has 6 exons. Bases 1 to 1161 code for a protein of 386 amino acids. NCBI's taxonomy places the organism in Eukaryota, Fungi, Ascomycota, Leotiomycetes, Helotiales, Mollisiaceae. The record is from RefSeq and is a predicted model, not a curated record. Gene Ontology annotation, molecular function: aspartic-type endopeptidase activity.
AUGACAAUCUUAAACCUCUCUCUUGCGGCUCUUUCUUUGGCUGCUGUCUCAUCCGCUGUUGUACUUCCCCGAAAUGAUACUGGGUCCAAGGGAUCACUUGUACAAAAACGACCUGUUCAAGGGUCCGGAGUGCUGAAGGUUCCAGUUACCAAGCAGACCUCGACGGGGAUAACGAAGAGACAAGAUUUCGAUCCUUUGCAGAAUAUUUAUAAUGGAUACUUGAUUGGGCUUGAGAUUGGUACACCGCUUCAGUCUUUACAAGUUCAAAUUGACACGGGAAGUUACGAACUCUGGGUCGAUCCCGAUUGCGCCAAUGGAAAUGAUCCCACUUAUUGUGAAACUUUCAACGUCUACUACCCCGGCAAUUCAUCCACUGCCUCCGAUGAGGGAGAGAGUUUUGAUCUCCUGUACGGAACUGGUGAAGCAACUGGAGAAUAUCUCAUCGACGAUAUUGUCAUUGGAAGCGGAUCUAUACCCCAAACUCAAUUCGGUUGGGCCACAUGGUCUACGUUCGUUAAUGCUGGCCUUAUGGGUAUUGGCCUCGGCUAUCCUUGGAAUCUGGAUUAUUAUGGGGUGAUUGACCAGCUAUAUGUCUAUGGUGUGACGGCGAGUAGGGCGUUUAGUUUGGAUCUGGCCAGUAUUGAUGUUGCUGAUGGGUCCAUUAUCUUUGGUGGUAUUGAUACGAUGAAGUAUAUUGGAUCGUUGUAUACAGCGCCAAUGAUUGAUGGGCCUGAUUCGCCGGAUGGUAGUUGGAGAUAUUGGAUCUACAUGUCAUACGUUGGCGUCACCUUACCCAAUACCACGACUUCAAUCCCUUGCACGACUUCUACUUAUGAACAGGGUAUGUUCCCCGACUCCGGAGCAACACUUUCCCAGUUCCCACCCAAUCUCUUCAAUGCUGUAAUCGGGCACUUCCCUUCUGCAGUCCAACAAUCAGACGGAUCUUACACAGUGGAUUGCGCGCUCCGCAACCAAGCAGGGACCAUCGAUUUCGGCUUCGGUACUAAGAUGAUUCAUGUGAAUUUCUAUGAUUGGCUGUGGGCCGCUAACGGACUUUGCUAUUUCGGUGCCCAGCCAAAUCCCGAUACUUUUAGUCUGGGUGAUAGUUUUAUCAGGAGUGCUUAUUGUGAGUCUUCCCUUUUCAGAGAGGAACAAAAGUAA